Messenger RNA from Manis pentadactyla (Chinese pangolin), 1819 nucleotides. RefSeq names its product regulator of G protein signaling 19 (gene RGS19). Bases 533 to 1186 code for a protein of 217 amino acids. The transcript has 7 exons. The record is from RefSeq and is a predicted model, not a curated record. Lineage: Eukaryota; Metazoa; Chordata; Mammalia; Pholidota; Manidae.
GCCCGGGCGCCUGCGCAAUGCGCCCUGUGCCCCCUCCCCGCGAUCUGGCCGGACCUCGGAGCGCGCGGGCCGGCGGCGGCGCGAGCGGCUCGAGAGCGCAGCCGCUCAAAGCCUGGGGAAGUGAUUGCUCAAAGGGGGGGGCCGGAAGAACCCAGGUUUCCGCGUCUCCCGCCCCACUUCGGCUUAGUGGGGAGGGGCCGAGGCGGGACGCGCUGUCCGCCCCCGCCCCCACCCCAUUGCAUCUGGCAGCUGCUCAGCACUACCGGUCGCAGGGGAGUAGCUACGACCCCCGGCCCCAGCAGAUCGGGGACUCCAGGCGCCGGCCUCCCUCCAGAGAGCUGCAGGAGUACCUCCUGCUGUCUGACUCGAGUCCCUGCUGCUGCAGUGCACGCCCCUUCGGCAGCCAGGGUGGGGCCCAGGGCGAACCUGGCCCCUCCCGCCCCCACCUCGCCUUUGGGUCACUGACCCCCAGGCUGUGGUGAGGGUCCCGGAGCUGGCACCACGGAGCCCGGGCGACCUCCUCCACCCACCCAUGCCCACCCCGCAUGAGGCUGAGAAACAGCACGGCGGGCCGGAGGCGGCGGGCCGGCCACCCUCGAUGUCAGGCCCCGAUGCUGCCACCCGGGCCGCCCCCGGCCGCCCCCCUUGCUGCCUGUGCUGGUGCUGGUGCUGUGGCUGUUCGCGGAAUGAAGAGCGGCGGAGAGCAUGGCGGGCCUCGCAGGAUAACAAGCUGCAGCCCCUCCCCAGCUGUGAAGUGUGUGCCACGCCAAGCCCCGAGGAGGUGCAGAGCUGGGCACAGUCCUUCGACAAGCUGAUGCACAGCCCGGCAGGCCGCGGUGUGUUCCGGGAGUUUCUGCGCACAGAAUAUAGCGAGGAGAACAUGCUCUUCUGGCUGGCCUGCGAGGAGCUCAAGUCCGAAGCCAGCCAGCACGUGGUGGACGAGAAGGCGCGGCUUAUCUACGAGGACUACGUGUCCAUCCUGUCCCCCAAGGAGGUGAGCCUGGACUCCCGAGUGCGGGAGGGCAUCAACAAGAAGAUGCAGGAGCCGUCUGCACACACAUUUGACGACGCGCAGCUGCAGAUUUACACACUCAUGCACCGGGACUCGUACCCCCGCUUCCUCAGCUCCCCCACUUAUCGUGCCCUGCUGCUCCGGGGGGGCUCCCAGUCCUCCAGCGAGGCCUAGGCUGCCCACUGCAGCAGCACAGAUGGGACCUGCCCAUGGGCAGACUCAGGUUACCUUCACAAGCUUGUGUCAGCAGGUGUCGGGCACACCUGCAGGGUCCAGCACCCCUGGGGGCAAUCCCAGCAAGAGCUCCAGGUGCAGGGCAGGCCAGAAGCCUCCGCCCCACCCGGGGGACAUAGGAGGACCUCAGGGCCCUGCUAAGAGGCAGGCAUGAGGGCCUCUGGGCCCAGGCAGCCCCCCACACAUCAGCUCCAACUGGCCUGCCAGAGCUUCAGCAUGGUGAGAGGAGGGACCCUCCCAAGAGGCACCUCAGAUCCACCAGCUUCCCGGGCCUUCUCCCCAGGCAUCCAGGAGCCUCAAGAAAUGCCUUUUCUGGAGAACAGGACCUCUGUACUGAAUCGUUUUGAGACACGAGGAGACCCUCCAACUCAGGCUGUGUGCACCCCAGAAUCAGACCCAGAACCUCAGAACAGGCUGAACACAAAAGGAGUCAGCUUCUCUUUUGUAUGUUCCUUGACUUUAAACCUGGAAAUAUGUCCUCACAGUUUUAUCAAAAACAGAAAAAAAUGUUUUCAUAUUUAUCUCCAUCUCUUACCCCCAAAAUAGAGUGUCUUAUUUGAAGUUAUUUUUUAA